GGUUCGGAAGAUAUUUACUGAUGGACUCUUUCCGUUACAGGAAGUUGCAGCAUGAAGAAGGAGCAAGUUGUCAACUGUCAGUUUUCGGUUUGGUAUCCGAUAUUCAAGAAACAUACGAUUAAAAGUCAGAUUCUGCCACUGCCUCAGAAUGUAAUAGACUAUUUACUGGACGAUGGGACACUGGUAGUCUCUGGGAGUGACCAUAGCACACAGCAGACACAUGCUAACAACAGCGACUGGAAUGCAGAGGAAGACGUUCAGUGGUCAGAUGAUGAGACAACCACCACUGUCACUGCCCCUGAGUUCCCAGAGUUCACUUCUAAAGUGCUGGAGGCCAUAAACGCCCUGGGUGGGAGUGUCUUUCCCAAACUCAACUGGAGCGCUCCACGGGAUGCUAACUGGAUUGCUCUGAACAGUUCCCUGCAGUGUCACAGCCUCAGUGAUAUAUUUCUGCUCUUCAAAAGUUCAGACUUCAUCACUCACGACCUCACGCAACCAUUCCUUUUGUGUAGUGACCAGGACUCCCCAGAUCCAGUCAUAAACUACGAGCUGGUCCUGAGAAAGUGGAGCGAGCUGAUUCCCGGUGGAGAGUUUCGCUGCUUCGUCAAAGAAAACAAACUGAUCGCUAUCUCCCCGAGAGACUACACUCAGUAUUACCAACACAUCUUGAAGCAGCAGGAGCAGAUCUGUCACGCCAUACAGGAUUUCUUCAGCCAGCACAUCCAGUACAACUUCCUGGACGAAGACUUUGUGUUUGAUGUCUACAGAGAUAGCCAGGGGAGGGUGUGGUUGGUAGACCUGAACCCGUUCGGAGAGGUGACAGACUCGCUGCUGUUCAGCUGGGAGGAGCUGACGUCCGGUGGGGAAAUCACCCAGCAGCAGGAACGCCCGGCGUUUCGCUACACCACAAGCGAGGUGACGGUGCAGCCCAGUCCCUGCCUGAGCUACAGAAUCCCACGUGACUUUGUUGACCUCUCAACUGGAGAAGACGCCUACAAACUCAUUGACUUUCUCAAACUGAAGAAAAGCCAACAGGAAGAUUCUGAGGAGGAGGAAGAGGAGGAGAGCGCUCCACGGCGACACGUUUCCUCUGAAACCUGAAGAAUAGCUGCUAGUGUCAACGGCCCUCCAUAUAGUGUUUUCUGUAUGAAGUCACUCUCUACCCCCUGUCCUGUAUGAGCUCAUUUUCUAUUUCAGCCUGUUUGCUUUCACACGCCUCUGUGAACAGUACGUGGUGUACCCGGGGUUUCCCAAACGGCUCUCUCGUGUUAGUCUAAUGGAACAUGUUAAAUUAGCAGAUCACGUUAACGGCUUUUUGAGAAUUAAUUUUCUGUUGAGUUGUUCUUUGCCUCUGUCUUGGUGAUCGUUAUGACUCGGUGAGACAGAGGGAGGCCUCUGCUGUGUUUUUCACUUUAGGGGGAUUUUUUUUUUUAUGGAGGGUUUCUGCGAGGGGAUGUAUUGACUAACACUGUAAAGCACGCCUGCUUUUAUACUUUAGUUAAUGUAUCUAUAUUGCAUCCCAAAUUGUGUCUCUUGAUGUAGAAUGAACUAGUCCGCACACACAUUUCAUUGUACCUCUGUGUUUGUGUGUUACGGGGCUGUGACAGACUUCUUUAUUUAACACUAAAGCCAUUCAUCACUGAGUCACCUUUAAUUUUUCUUCCAAGCUAUCCCUGCUCCUCCAUCUCUCCCUGCCAAUUUCCUCUAAGCAGUUUCGACACACUCAUCUUUCCGAGCCGCUCCAGGCGCUCUUUUUGAGUCCAGUUCUCCCAUCAUGCAUCGCUGUAGACUGUUGCUCCAGAAAACACCAUUAAACUUCUUGUCGUGUA
Molecule: messenger RNA, 1829 nt
Organism: Micropterus salmoides (largemouth bass)
Lineage: Eukaryota; Metazoa; Chordata; Actinopteri; Centrarchiformes; Centrarchidae
Gene: cdc123
Product: cell division cycle 123 homolog (S. cerevisiae)
Exons: 13
Coding region: 52-1101 (349 amino acids)
Cellular component (GO): cytoplasm
Source: RefSeq, a predicted model, not a curated record